AUGACCGGCCGAGUAUCGCGAGCCUGCGACGGCUGCCGCGUCCGCAAAGUCCGCUGCAACGGCGACCAGCCCUGCUCCCAAUGCUCCCAUCUCAGCCUCAAAUGCGUCUUCGCCCCUCCGCCGGCCAAGCGCAAACCCGGCGUCCGCGGCCGGCUCGUCGCCCAGCUUCGCAACAGCCAGGUCAAUGGCACGCCGGUCCCGAUACCAAACUCCAAUUCGUCCACAUACGUCGGUUCGGACAGCAGCCCGACAUACAGCGGCGACAGCGUCUCGCCUACAGCUCCUCCGUCAGUGACGUCCAUUGCCGGCAUCGUCAACAACCACUCCAGCCCAACAUACCACGGACUAUCACUCGCAAGCCCGUUAAGCGGCAAUGCUGUCCCUGUACCGACAAGAUAUACUACAGACUUCUUCCUGGGUUAUCUUGGCCUCUUUGAAGAGCAGGUGUAUCCGUUUAAUCCGACAAUCUCGCCCGCCGACAUGCGCGUCGCCAUCCACAACAUGCAUGCUGACUACCAGGACGCUGCGCUUGUAUACGCCUUUGCGGCCGUCACAAUCAAUCUCACGCAGGAAUCGUGGUCGGGCGGAUCGGGCACAGACGACAUUGCUUCGGAAAUGUCGACGCUGAUGGAGCUGGCGAUGCUGGCGCACAAGCACGCUGAAGCGGUGCGUAACGGCGACAUGGGCCGCUUUGGCGAGCUGCCUGUCACGCUGAAGCGCAUUGCAACAUGUAUGUUUCUAGAAAUCUGCAUGAUGGCGUUUAAACGGCACGACCGCGCGUUUGCGCUGCUUCGGGAAGCCAUCACCAUGAUCCAGAUCCUCAAUGUCCAUCAAUACCCCGCCAACCCAGACCCGACUACAACUGCCGCUUCAGAUGCUACCAACGAUCGCCGGCUUUCGCCGCGAGAUAUCUUCCGCCUUAAACGAAUAUACUGGGAAGCUUAUAUACAUGAACGCUUUCUAUCCACUGUAGCUGCUUUUCCCUGCGUCCUCCCUCCGCUCAACACUGGCGUCCCUAUUGGCGACCCUUCCAUUCCUCCGCACAUUGACGGCGCAUUUGCCCGGCUCACAUACCUAUUCAAGAUUCUUGAUGGACCAUUCCUAGCACAUUGGAUUGCCCAAAAGGACUCGUCUGCUCCUGUUCCCGAGAUGACGGCCGAAUGGAUCGAGACGAAACAAGCAGAACUUGACCAAGACGAGGCUGAUGCGGGCGAGGCCGAACGUGCCCUCGCAUCCAGCGGCCGCGGAAGCUUUACAGAGCUACAAGUUGCCGAUUUACUAAUUACACGACUCUGGUUGCGGACGCUAGUCUGGCAGUUUGCUUUGUCUCACGGUCUGUUACGCUCUGCGCCACCGCGCUCAGCGCACCAUGGCCUGUCGCUUCACUUCCCGGCACAGCGUCUUUCUUCCCAGCUUCGAAAUCUGGUGAAUAAUAUUCAAAACACAUCAAGCAUCACGUUCCACGGUAGUGGUAUUAUCCAGAAACUCUUUGAGAUCACGUCUACAGUGGCAGAUGUCCUGGCGUUGCCGCUUGGCCCUGGCCAAACCCAAGAAGAGUUCCGCGUUCGACUACAGGACUUUGAGUUUCUCGUUCGCUUUAUUUUUGGUUUUGAGCGCAUUCAAAAAGAGCAGCGGAAUUAUUUGCGAGAGAAACUCGGUGCUUUGCAGGAGCAGUACACCAUUGUCGACUUCUCUGAGCUUGCCAGCUUGAGUCCUAGCUCGACUCGAUGA
Messenger RNA from [Torrubiella] hemipterigena, 1731 nucleotides. The record is from the annotation of a GenBank genome assembly. Lineage: Eukaryota; Fungi; Ascomycota; Sordariomycetes; Hypocreales; Clavicipitaceae.